This is a messenger RNA of Giardia duodenalis, 1953 nucleotides long. RefSeq names its product Kinase, NEK. Gene Ontology annotation, biological process: protein phosphorylation. The record is from RefSeq and is a predicted model, not a curated record. Gene Ontology annotation, molecular function: protein kinase activity; ATP binding; protein binding. The transcript has a single exon. NCBI's taxonomy places the organism in Eukaryota, Fornicata, Diplomonadida, Hexamitidae. Bases 1 to 1953 code for a protein of 650 amino acids.
AUGGGCGGAGAAACCUUCGAAGAUCAGUUUGAACCCAUAGAGUUAUUGGGCAGUGGUUCUUUUGGGAAGGUGCACAAGGUCCGCUCGCGCAAGGAUGGACGUAUCUACGCCUGCAAGGAGAUAGAGUACACCAAGAUGAGCUCCAAGGAGGUAUCCCUUCUCCAGUCCGAGGUUAUUAAUCUUCGACGCAUGAGCCACCCACACAUUAUCGCCUAUUACUCCACGAUUCACGAUCAGGAUGCGUCCGUGGUCUUCAUCAUCAAUGAGUACUGUGGGAAAGGCGAUCUGACAAAAUACAUUCGGACUUAUCGCCAGAAGAAGGAGAACAUUCCUGAGGCCACUAUAUGGAGUAUGUUCCAUCAGAUGGCCCUUGCCUUGGAGUAUUGCCACUCUCCGAACAAACCUGGUUUCAAGCCAGGGGAGAUUGUCAUUCACAGGGACAUCAAGCCUGCAAACGUCCUCAUCACAGAUGACGACCAGCUGAAGCUGGCAGACUUUGGUUUUUGCCGCACGAUUGGGCUUGACACCAUGGCACAGACCAAGGCAGGUUCUCCUGUUUACUGUGCGCCGGAGGUACUGCGCGAGGAGGACUACAACGAGAAGGCAGACAUAUGGUCUCUCGGCUGUGUCAUCUAUGAGCUCUGCUGCGUCGAAUACGCGUACAGCAGCAUCAAUGAGAAGUUUCUAUUGAUAUCUAUGAUGCAGCAGAAGCGAAAACCCAUUCCUUCUUGCUACAGCCGUGACUUGGCGGAGGUGAUUGAGCGGAUGCUGCAGGUUGAUUUCAAGAAGCGUCCGAGUGCCACAGAGCUCCUAGCCCAUCCCAAAUUCAAAGAGUAUAACCUUACCCGAGCCAGUAACAAGAGUCCUGCCCUUGCUGCUGCUCGCAUCUCUGGGCCUUCUAGCAAGCCCCCGGCCUCUGGCAACACUCCUUCCCAGACACCUCAACCGGGUACUGCUGCUGCCAAGAAUGCUGCGUCCCUCGGUCGUGUUUCUGGCUCACCGGAGCGGGCACUCCCAGCGUCAACAGGACAGUAUGGCUCCAAUCUAGUUGCACCGCCCUCGCGCGGAGCUAUCGCUACCACACCUACCGUUCCUACCAAUGCCAGCAAGGGCGCCCCUAAGGAUUCUGGACAGCUUCAUGACGUGAUUGUGAGACAGAAGAAGGAGAUUGAUGAGCUAAAAGCGAGAGUGUCGUCAGGGUCGACGUCCCAUGGUAUUUCCGAGAACGCCAGGAACACAAUAGUCAAGGCAAGUGAUGAGAUUAAGAAGAAGGACGACGAGAUUAUUCGCUUGUCCGACACUGUCUUUAAUAAGGAGGAGGAGAAUGCCGCUCUGCGCCGCGAAAUAGCUGCCUACGAGAAGUUCACAACUACCGUUCUGAUGCCCAGACCGGGCGAGAACCCACUCGCCGAUGGUGUGACAAGGCUUAUGCUUGCUGCGCAGAAGGGCCUUACUGCGGUUGUACAGCACCUUCUUUCUCAGGAAAUUGGGCUUCGAAGUGCCUCUGGGAAGACUGCCCUCAUGUAUGCUGCUGAGAAUGGACAGAACGCGUGUGUCCGUCUGCUAAUGGACAAAGAAGGAGGGAUGCAAGACAACAAGGGGACCACUGCCCUUAUGCGUGCAAGCAUUGGCGGACGCUUUGAGACGUGCAAGAUUCUCUUCGCUAGGGAGUCCGGCAUGCAGUCUCAGGAAGGCGAUACGGCGCUGACCUACGCCACGAUACGUGGGAACACAGAGAUUAUACGACUGCUUGCUCCGCGCGAGGCAGGCCUCCAGUUGAAGGACGGAAAGACAGCCCUUAUGAGUGCAGCGUCUCGUGGCUUCCUGGAGGCGGUCAAGAUACUCUACGAUCGGGAAGGGAAACUCGUUGAUAAGAAUGGGCGCGACGCUCUCUACUACGCCCAGCAGAAAAAUCUAGGAGAUAUAAUCGCCUUCUUGCAGUCUAAGAGGUAG